Molecule: messenger RNA, 928 nt
Organism: Pimephales promelas (fathead minnow)
Lineage: Eukaryota; Metazoa; Chordata; Actinopteri; Cypriniformes; Leuciscidae
Source: RefSeq, a predicted model, not a curated record
AGUUGAUUCAGUGCAUUGCUAGUAACCAAGAGCACAAUGAUGUUGAUUUUUGUAACAGUUUUAAUUCUCAAUGUGUGGGCUAUAUCUGCAGAUGAUGUAUUUUCGUCAAACAUAAACAUCCUUGAAGAACUGGGGAAAAUAAAGACCAUGGAAACAAAAAUGAAAUCUAUGGAGAUUGAAAUGGAGCGACUCAGAACAGAAAACAAAGAAACAGUGAAAGUAGCAUUUUCAGCCACGCUGUCAGCUUUAGAGAAUGGCUACAAAGUCAUUGGCCCUUAUUCAGAUGCAGUCACUCUUGUGUAUGAAAAUGUAUUAACUAACAUUGGAAAUGCCUACGACACAUAUACAGGAAUCUUCACUGCACCAGUAAAAGGAGUGUAUUACUUCAACUUUGUGCUCUUCAAUCCCAACGCCAUGCCGACCGGAGCGAACUUGGUAAAGAAUGGCAAACAUGUGGUCGCAGCAACAGAUAACGCUCCCUCGAUAGACACCGAGGACACUGCAUCCAAUGCUGUCUCCCUUCUGCUGGAAGCAGGGGACCGGAUAAAUAUUCAGCUCUGGGCGAACCGUCGUGUCUACACAGAUGGGAACAGAAGAAACACCUUCAGUGGACACCUUCUUUUUACUAUGUGAAGUUUCAGUUACAAUUGAAUCUGUGAAUAAACAAAACCAUAUUAUACAAAAUGAAUAAAAAUCAUAAAUUUAAAAUAAAAUUAUCAAAGCUUGGCAAGACCAAAAUAAAUGUAUUUUGUCUAAGUAUGACACAAUCAAGAGUGUAAAACAGUUUUAAAAUAGCCCACAAAAAUCCUUCAAAUGUAGUACCAUUUCCAAGCAACUGCUUUGAAUAAUUGUUUUUUGUGUUCAUUAUCAUUUCAUUAGUUAUUAAACCUGUGUCAAUGUCAAACAAUAUACAAAUUUUUGUUGUGCA